Messenger RNA from Aspergillus alliaceus, 435 nucleotides. RefSeq lists its product as uncharacterized. The transcript has 2 exons. Lineage: Eukaryota; Fungi; Ascomycota; Eurotiomycetes; Eurotiales; Aspergillaceae. The record is from RefSeq and is a predicted model, not a curated record. Bases 1 to 435 code for a protein of 144 amino acids.
AUGUCAGGCAGCAACAGUGCUCUUUCUCGGUUUGCGGAAAACACUCGGUAUAUUUUUGCCUGGGUCUUUCGAGGUGCGAUUGAUGUUACUGAAAAUGCCCGGAUGGGAAGUGGCUCUACUCAUGUACGGAAUCAUACCAACAAUCGGAAUGUCGCUAUUUCCCUACUCUCUGAUACGUACACCAAGGUUUCAGCGCAGGCGGCAUCAGAAAGUGCGCAUGCGGCGACGUUCGGAAACAGCGGCGCAUUGGUGACUUGGAAGGAGAUCUGGAACCCUAUUUUUUAUUUCAUCGCCACGGGAUGUCGCGGACAGUUUGCCGGUACAUUCUUCCAGCAAGUUGAUCCCGACGGUGAGAAGGUUGGAAGUCCCUUGAAAAGCACCAGUGCCUUUGUCGUCUGCGAUACGGUGAUGAUAGCUGCUGGGCGGGUCUGCUAG